Messenger RNA from Prunus armeniaca (apricot), 360 nucleotides. NCBI's taxonomy places the organism in Eukaryota, Viridiplantae, Streptophyta, Magnoliopsida, Rosales, Rosaceae. The record is from the annotation of a GenBank genome assembly.
AUGAAUGAUUGUGUGAUGAAUGCAAUGACUAACACUCACAAACCCGCUCAAGAACCAACUCGCGACGACAAUUCGUGGAGGAAUCCUCGCAAGCUCAAUCUACUAAUCUGCCUUAUAGGCAGGGUAACCAAGGAGGUCGACCUCUGCGAGCCAAUGAGGAAGCCACAACCAACUACCCGAUCAUGGAAGAUGAUCCUGGCAUCAUCUUUCAAAGGAAGGAAGUUUCAAGACAACGAAGUGCCCAUCACCUCCGGGGGUACUAUCCACGAAGCUCCUCACUUAUUAGCUCGGCUCCAAGGAGGCGGCCAACCCUCCCUCGCCUCCAUUGAAGAUAAGUUACUUUUGAUGUUACCCAUAUAA